AAAAAGCGGUAGAAAAUGAAUGAAUGAAUGAAAUAUACACUAAUACGGUAUUAGUUGAAAAAAAAGCCAAAUAAAAAGUACGAUUAAGCCUUUAAUGCUUGUUGAAGGGAUUGGAGAAAUGAAUGAGGUUCCACUGUAUCGAGUAUCUCUACAUCACACGGAUCUAGCCUGUGUUUUUUUUUUAGUCACAGUUCAUUGGCUGCUCACAAAAACAAACCUAAGCGGUGCUGCAGUGCGAGGCGCCGGUGAGCGUGUUCCAUCAAGAGUCAGCAUAGUCUAGUGGGAGGAGUCAAAUAGGUCGCCGAGAUGCAUUUCCCGUAAGUCGCCGGACUCCUCCCCCCCACCCCAGAGAAGAGAAGUGCAGAAACAGGGAAGAGAGAGAGUGAAGAGCACAAAAGGACAAGAGCUCGUUGCUGUGUUGAUGAUGUUGUUGCAUGCAUGUAGCCAUUUUGCUCAGUCGGCGUGGAGAGACUUCAGACCCGUUUUUGUCGAUUGAGACCUUGGCACAAGCCAUGGCGGUGAGGCAGAGGAUCUUCAACUCCACCGCCCCCUUCUCCGGGUCACCCGCCGCCGACCUGAAGGGCUCGUACCCGAAAUGUACCGCCACGGAGAAAGGCACGCAGCAGCAGGAAGAAGAAGAGGAGGACGAGGAGCCGUGGAAGAGCGGCAAAGUGGACUACAUAGCGCUGAGCCCCUUGCUGAAUAAAGUGCUGACUCAGGGGACCGCCAAGCAAGUUGGAGAAGCGCCGCUGAAGAGCUCCCCGUUCAUCGCACAGGCCGAAUGUGAAACCCAGGACUCCCAGGAGUUUAGCCCGUCCUGCUCAGAGCGUCCCUACGUUCCGUCCCCCAGCUGUUUCCUCGCCAAUUUGCAGCCAGAACACAACAACGUGGCGUGUCCGACCACCGCCUCCGUCCAGGAGCCCGGACGCUCGUCAUCGCCUCGUCAGCUCGGGCAGAGGAAGAAACCUCGAAAGCGUACGAAGCGCAAAGGCCGGAAAAAACAUGGCGACAAGAAAGCAAAUGAGGAACAACAGGAAGCUUCUGGAGUCCCCGAGCAGGAGAGUGGGACCUCUCUGGACCACAUCCUGGAACAGUCGUCACAAGAGCGGAGGAGCACCCUCGGUUCUUCUUGCUGCAGCAGUGUGGAGAGCUCAGACGAGCAGGAUGCAGCGCCCCCUCACUGCCACCCAAAGAACUACAACACAGGGUCCGGAUGCUGUCCUUUGGCGUGGACGGAUGUUUUCUGCAGCGCCGUGCUCAGCCUCCGCUCCUACGGUCAGGACAGCGACUCCUUCAGCAGCGUCGGGGACUGCUCGCUGGCCCUCGCCGGCCUGCGGGGCAGCGUCAGUCAAGGGGACCCGUGCUACGCGGGGCCCUUUUUCAAAGACGUGGAGCGGGAUGCGUGGGAGGAUGACGACGCGGAGGAGUGGUCGUCUGAGGAUUCUGUCAGCAACGAGGGGAUCAUAUUUUACAAUGAAAAACUCCAGCUUGUGGACUCGGAGUACAAAGAAGGGAGGGAGUUUAUCCUGUCCGAGUUCCUCAAAGAAGGCUCCUACGGUGAAGUCCACAGUGCUCGGGAUCUCAACACGGGCUUCAAAUUUGCCGUCAAAAAGAUCGCCCUGAAGACGUUCAACAGCGAGGAGGUGAGCACGUGGAGUGCCCUCAGAUCUCCUCGCGUCCUGGAGCUCUUUGGAGUGGUCCGAGACGGGCCUUAUGUUUUCUUUUUGAUGGACCACAAAUCAGGCUCGCUGGGCCAGCUGAUACUCCAGCGGGGGCGUCUUCCAGAGGACCUGAGCCUCCAUUACCUGUUGCAAAUCGUGACAGCGCUGGAGUACCUAGCGAAAAAAAGAGUCGUGCACCUCGACGUUAAAGCUGACAAUGUGUUGCUGUCGGAGGACGGAAAAGACUCCUUCCUGUGUGACUUUGGACACGCAGAGAGACUGGACACGGGGGGGCAGAGCCUCAGCGGGUCCAGAGAUCUGAAGGGCACCGAGACGCACAUGGCCCCCGAGAUCGUGCGAGGUGAACCCCGCGGUGCCAAAGCAGAUGUGUGGAGCAGCUGCUGUAUGUUACUGCACAUGCUCAACGGGUGUCCGCCCUGGACUCGAUAUUACACCUGUCGACUCUUCCUGAAGAUCGCCAACGAACCGCCGCCACUCCGAGAAAUCCCCUCCGACUGUUGCCUCCUCACGGCGGACGCCAUCAAGGCGGGGCUGCAGAAGGAUCCCAACAAGCGAGCAUCAGCCAGCGACAUGAAGGAAAGAACGUCCAGGGCCCUCAAAGAAGUCGGAGGCCUCAGGAGCCCGCCGGCGAGCAGAUUCUACGCCGAGCCGCUUUAUUUCACCGACAGGCCUCCUGACGAGGAGCGUCAAGAGCAGGCUGGGAGGAUGCUGCAACUGAACGAUGACAAUGAAGAGGAGGCCGACGUGUCAAAGCUAGCAUCGUUAUCCGAGCCCACGCAGAAGGUGACCACCGUACCCGAACUGGAGCUCCGUAAACUGGAAAGAGAUUUCUACCUGAGCAGCCUGUCCCAGCUUCACUCCGCCGAGAUGCAGGAGCAACUCCUGUCUUGUCUCAGCAGCGACCCCCACAGCAGCAGGGAACCGUGGGACAAGAAGGACUCGGGUCGCUGGUCGCUGAGCCCGGCAGACGACUGCAGCUCCGGCGUCUGCUCAUACAGCAGCCAGCCGGACGGGCAGCAGAACGUCAGCUUGGAUCUUCUGGCUCACUCGCCUCCUCGGCCGUGUUGCUUCCAAGGCGUGGACGUCUGCAUUCAAGAAUUCAACGGGACGACCAUUCAAAUUCGAGAGACGAGACGCGUGAAGGUGGGCCACAUCGCCACUGGCAUCAGCGAUCAGAUCUCUGAAAGAGUUUUUACCUUGGAGACGCACCUCGGCCACAAGAUCGCCCACGAUGAUGAAGUGCAUGAAUCCGGCUUGAAACUCUGCUGCGUCCCCGCGCCAGACUUCAGCUCCGCUUGGAGGUGGAGGAUCAGAGACGGGGUGCUGGAAACAAGAUGAGAUUAAAUAUUGUCCUUGGAGACCAUUUUUUACAUCCUGUUCAUUUAUUCUAUUGCUGUUUAGCUAGCAGAACCACAGCUACUCACAUUGUCGUCACAUUUGUAGUUUUUACUCGUUAUGCAGAUCAGACGUCCUUUCCAAAACAAAGAAGCAGCACAUGGUUGAAAUUCAGGUUGAGCAGGAAGUUAUGCUAAUAAAAACGUUGGUUAGUUUACCAGUACUGUAAAGUUAACUGUGGAAUACAUGACUAAAGUAUAUAUAGUGGUGUGACAAACUGGUAAAAACAUGGAACAGUAGUGAACCUUCACAGGAGUGGCUGGCCACCCAAGACUCACGAUUCAGCCAAGAGGUCACAAAAGACCCCACAACAACAUCCAAAGAACCGCAGUCCUCAGUUUUCGUGUCCAAUAGACCUUUAAGAAGUUCAAUAAAGCAUACGCCAAGUAUGUUUAAAUGUUUAUUCUCCGUAUUACAACAUACAAAUGCACUGCAAAUUUUUUUUUUUUUUUUGGUCGAUCCAGAACACUUGAAACAAACUUUUAGAAAUGUGAUAGAAAAAUGUGAAAAAAAUUUCAUUGUAAAAAAAAAAAAAAAAGAAACCAACAAAAGGCACUCAAACAUGUAUAGGCUACAAUAUAAACGUCAUUUACUGCGUCAAACGUUUGUAAAGAGUGACUGGCGUACAAAUCGUUACUACAGUACUGAAUGUCCAAAACACAGUUAUGAGUUGAGGUAAGCCAACAUUUUGGUGUUUAUUACAAAUGCUGGUCAAGUCGGCAAACGGCCAAACGGUCACGUAUGACUAAACGUUACAUAAAUAUUUUCAAAAAAAAACAAGUUAAGGGGUCUGUUAAGCAUGUGAUUUGCGCACAUAUUGCUUCGGAUACGAGUGGUAAAAAACCAAGAUGGCCGCUAAACUGUUUUUUAUCAGCUCAGUGACCCAAUCCAGCAGAGAGGAAGAAGCAUUCCGAAUGCAGAAGAUAGUCAACAUCGUCAAUUACAGAAGAAAACAAAAACGCAGUGACUUUCUUGUACCUGUGCUAAGUAAAAAAUAAAUUACUUAUUAAAAUGCAUUCCCUCUCUCAAGAGUAUGGCAGUCACCCUCCUACCUCCAACGCAACAUGGUGAGGGGGGGAUAAAAAAAUCGGGGGCGACAGCGCCACAGUCAGUCGUCACGAAAAAGCACACAGGAGAUGAAGAGGUCCUCUUCACGUGCACAUUCAAGUUCUUUGUUCAUCUCGGCCGCUUCGUUGUCUCCUUCCCCCGCUUCCUGCCAGGUCCGCUCGCUCAAACCACCCAAAUAAACCCCCCCCUUUCACGCCCAGCUUUCGCCCCGACCGCUCACAUUUUACGAGUCACAUACACGGUGGUGAGAACGGCCGCCAAGACGACAGCCACCAUUUGCCAUGUAGGAGUACCGAAGUAAGAGCGAAUACCCUCCUUUAAAAAAAGAAAAAAAAAACGCUUUUUAAUGUGCUGAUUCAUUACUUUUUUUUUUAUCACUUAUGGCUUCCUUACCCAGCCACCUUGCUCCCUGAUCCAGUUGAGAACAUUGUCACGGAGGUAGUCGAUGGUCCAACUGAUGAUAGUUCGGAUGAUGUCAGGAAUGUGUGUCAGGAGAGCCUGGGAGAGACCAACCCGUAUUUUUAUAUACAAGACAGCCGAGCUCCCCUGAAGACAUUCACGCAUGGCCGUUAUUGUCAUCCAAAAUAUAUAAAAAGUUGAAUUUUUUUAUUAAUAUUUUUUCCUGAGACAUUGGAUGUGUCGAUACUUUUGGGGGUUUAGGGACCCGCGUGCGGUUUGUCGGAGAAGAGGCUCUACUUGUUUAUUCAAACCCUGUUAAAUAGGGCUCGUAACGAUAAUGAGACUAGAACUAGAAUCUUGCU
Messenger RNA from Doryrhamphus excisus (bluestripe pipefish), 4906 nucleotides. It is a transcript of the gene map3k14a, whose product is annotated as mitogen-activated protein kinase kinase kinase 14a. Gene Ontology annotation, biological process: canonical NF-kappaB signal transduction; protein phosphorylation. NCBI's taxonomy places the organism in Eukaryota, Metazoa, Chordata, Actinopteri, Syngnathiformes, Syngnathidae. Gene Ontology annotation, molecular function: protein kinase activity; ATP binding. The record is from RefSeq and is a predicted model, not a curated record.